CGAUAAACUAUAUCGAGGGAGUUGAUCUCGUUGAACUAGCUCGGCGUCAAAAGGAAGACCUUGAGCUGCAUCAUGAGUUGUCGUCCACAACUCUCAAGCUGCGACUUUGUCCGGUUGGAUCAGACAAGGAUACAAUUUUGUGCGAUGUCUCUGCUAGUCAACCACGCCCAAUAGUUCCGAAGAGUUGUCGACGCAACGUCUUCAAUACGUUGCACAAACUCUCUCAUCCAGGUGUACGAGCCACCAUUAGGCUUAUCGCACAACGUUUCUGCUGGCCUGGGAUGAACAAAGACGUUAAGGAGAGGGCUCAGUCGUGCUUAGCUUGUCAAAAGUGUAAAGUCACGCGACACACGAAAAGCCCCUUAGGCUCAUUUCUAGCCCCAGACAUGCGUUUCGACCACGUCCAUAUAGAUAUUGUAGGACCCCUACCAGAAUCUAAUGGAUGUACCUACCUUUUCACUGUGUUGAUCGUUUCACACGAUGGCCGGAAGCAGUACCUAUUAAGGAUAUUACUGCUGAAACAGUUGCUCGUGUUUUCGUCGAAAGAUGGAUCGCGAACUUCGGAUGUCCAUCCUACGUCACAACCGACCGUGGGCGCCAAUUUGAGUGUGGAUUAUUUCACGCUCUAACGGCACUUUUAGGUUGCACUCGGUUCCGAACGACAGCCUACCAUCCACAAGCAAAUGGCAUGGUAGAGCGUUUCCAUCGACAGCUGAAAGCUUCCCUUUCAGCUACAAACAUACCUCAGUGGACCGAGGCUCUGCCUCUAGUCCUACUAGGUAUUCGUAACGCGUUGAAAGUUGAUGCUGGAUGCACUCCUGCAGAACUCGUCUAUGGGACCACUCUUCGCCUACCAGGUGAGUUUGUUUCCCCUUCAACUUUCAAACAUCUUUCCGACAGGGCAUCUUACGUGACUAGGCUUACAAACGCAAUGCGUUCAGUUAGGCCUUCUCCAAUUAGACCUCAAACGACUGAUGUUUUCGUUCACCCUAGUUUACAGAAGACAUCACACGUGUUUGUUCGCCACGAUGCCGUUCAUCAACCACUUGAACCACCCUACGACGGGCCGUUCAAAGUGAUUAAGCGACACGAGAAAUUGUGUAUAAUUGAGCGAAACGGAUGUGAAGAUACUGUUUGGAACCAGCGUAUUUCGAAGGCAACCCCAUUAUAAGUGACAUUUCAGCUCGCUACAUCCGACCACCGGAUUACUCAAUUAUCGAAAUUCUUGACGAUGUGCCUGGUAAUGCCCAGCUGCAACGACCAUCGGCACAACAAAAAAUACGAUCACGUCGAACCGUCAACUUCCCAGAGUAUCUGAAGUCAUAUUCAAAGUAGCGGUGUGUGUGCCAACGAUGCUUCGUGUCAUCGAGGCACCAAUUUUCUUAUUGACCGCCAAUGCACAUCCCUCGUUAACUUUGCCUUCUUAUAUCAAUUUUUAUUACCAUCCAAUGAAACUUUUUUUUUAAAAACGGUGAAAAUAGGCGUGAAUUUUCAUUUUUCGAUAUGUUUACAUAUAGAUAAUUCCCAUUUUUACAAAACUUUUUCGUGGUAUUAAAGACUUUUAUUUAUAUUCCAGGUGCAACGAGCACUGGAUGGAACGUCAAAAGGAACUGAUGACCGCGAUCGACGUCUAAUUCGAUUUAUUGUAUUUUAUUUAUUUAAUUGCCACGACACCCUAGAAUAAGUUCAGACAACCAGGGGCCACUUCACGCAGUGAGCCCAUCGGAAGAGUUUUACCAGUGGAGAAACCACUGGGAUUUUACUCCCGGCUGGUAUCGUCUUAGGGUUCUCACGAACCCACUACGGGGGGGGAGUGAUCUGUAGCGUCACACACUCCCCCAAAAUCA
Messenger RNA from Heterobilharzia americana, 1847 nucleotides. Lineage: Eukaryota; Metazoa; Platyhelminthes; Trematoda; Strigeidida; Schistosomatidae. The record is from the annotation of a GenBank genome assembly.